AUGCUAGAUUUCAAUGAUUUUGUCACCGAUCGCGGUGGAGACCCGAACAAAAUUAAGGAGAGUCAGCGUCGUCGAUACGCCUCUGAAGAGAUAGUUGAUGAGGUCCAGAAAUUAUUCGAAGAUGCCCGUAAAUCGCGCUACGAAGCAAUGCAGCUUGGCUCUCAAUUAAACGCACUGCUGAAAGAAAUAGGAAAGAAAAAGAAGAAUAAGGAGGAUGCGACCGAUUUGCUAGAGCAGAAAGCUCAGCUUGAGAAACGCAAAAAACAAGCUGAUGACCAUGCAAUUGAGAAGGAAGCUGAACGCGACAAAAAGAUCAAGAGCAUUGGAAAUUAUGUCCAUGAGUCAGUCCCUGUGAGCAACAAUGAGGAUGAUAAUGAGCUGAUCCGGACAUGGGCACCGGAAAAUGUGGUGGUAGAAAAGCGUGACUGCUUAUCACAUCAUGAAGUGCUCACUCGUUUGGAUGGCUACGACUGGGAGCGUGCUGUCAAAAUUGUUGGUCACCGCGGAUAUUGCCUGACUGGUUAUGGGCUGUUCCUCAACCUCGCGUUGGUGAACUAUGGCUUGGAGUUUCUUUGGCGGAAAGGCUAUAAGCCAAACCAGCCACCGCAAUUCAUGCUCAGAGAUGUCAUGGCGAAAACUGCACAGCUUGAACAGUUCGAUGAGGAACUGUACAAAGUCAUUGAAAGCGAUGACAAAUCCACUGAUAAAUAUCUCAUUGCGACUUCUGAACAGCCAUUGUCUGCUUUGCAUGGAGGGGAGUGGCUUCAGGAAAAAGAUCUGCCCAUCAAAUAUGCUGGGUUUAGCACCUGUUAUCGCAAAGAGGCGGGAGCACAUGGAAAAGAUGCAUGGGGAAUCUUCCGUGUUCAUCAGUUUGAAAAGGUUGAACAAUUUGUUUUAACCAAGCCAGAAGACUCGUGGCAAGCAUUUGACGAAAUGAUCGCGACUUCAGAGGAAUUCUAUCAGUCUCUUGGGCUUCCGUACCGAAUUGUUUCCAUAGUAUCCGGUGCUUUGAACAAUGCUGCUUCUAAGAAAUACGAUCUUGAAGCUUGGUUUCCGUUCCAAGGCGAAUACAAGGAACUCGUUUCUUGUUCUAACUGCACCGAUUAUCAAUCACGAGAAUUGGAUAUACGGUACGGUGCCAAAAAGACAACAGACACAAGGAAAUCCUAUGUGCAUGCUUUGAAUGCCACUCUUUGUGCUACAGAACGGACACUCUGCUGCAUCUUGGAAAAUUACCAAACGGAAAAUGGUAUUAAUGUUCCCGAGCCUCUGCGAAAAUAUAUACCGGGUGCGCCAGAGUUUAUUCCCUAUACAAGGGAUCUACCAAAGGAUAGCACCUCCCAGAAGGUAAAGGGAAAACCAAGUGCUAAACCCGCAGCAACUCCGUCAGACGUAGCCAAGAAGAUAGAAGAUCUCAAAGUCUAG
Messenger RNA from Rasamsonia emersonii CBS 393.64, 1425 nucleotides. RefSeq names its product Serine--tRNA ligase. Gene Ontology annotation, biological process: seryl-tRNA aminoacylation. Bases 1 to 1425 code for a protein of 474 amino acids. The record is from RefSeq and is a predicted model, not a curated record. Gene Ontology annotation, molecular function: serine-tRNA ligase activity; tRNA binding; ATP binding. Lineage: Eukaryota; Fungi; Ascomycota; Eurotiomycetes; Eurotiales; Trichocomaceae. Gene Ontology annotation, cellular component: cytosol. The transcript has 7 exons.